AUGACCGGUGGACUGAGAUCGAUUUGGAUUGUGAGGCACGGCGAACGCGUGGACAAUGUGGACCCGAAUUGGAAAAAGAACGCGCCUCGAGGGGCUUGGGACGACCCUACGUUAAGGUAUGCGCCGAAAAGUUCUUCUUGUGAAGAAAAAAUUUUAAAAUUUAACAUUUUUUGGUUUCGAACUUAAUUUUUCUUCCCUUCACACACUUAUCAUGCCGAUUAAACACGUAUUUUACCUUGCCCACACUCAAACCCUCUUUCGCAGACCUAAUUUUUAAAAUUUUAGUGACCGUGGCCACAAACAAGCUCAAGAAGUGGGAGUUCAACUAGCCAAACAAAGUGAACGCAUUGAUCAUGUUUUUGUUUCGCCUUUCAUUCGUACUGUACAAACUGCCAACGGCAUUUUGGAUGCCAUCGAAAAGGCGAGUCCUGAUGCUUACAAAAAUGGAGGACAUCCAGUAAUGUGGUUGGAGCCUGGAUUUUCGGAAUCGCUACAUGUUUGUCAACCUGUUCCUGGAUAUUUGACGCCCGAGGAACUUAAGUAAGGUUUUUUAGGGUGUUGUUGAUCAAUUUUUUGCCUGUUUAGCCGUGGUUUAUCUAUUUUAUUCCGUAAAAAGUGCAUUUAGUAAGGCUUAGACUUAAAAAAAUCGUAAUACCAAGCCAAAAGCGCGAUAUUUCUUCUCAACACGUCUAGACUACAAUAAAAAGCAUUUUUUUGAAUGGCUAAACUAAAAAUUUAUAUUUCCCAUGUUUUAGACAACAAUUCCCUAGAAUCGACCUCAGCUACAAACCAUUCCACACUAAACAUUAUGUAGAAACUACUUCAACUUGCUGCCAAAAACGGAUCUCACAAACACUAGAACGCGUGCUGAACAACUACGGUGGUAAGGCUAGCUUUAUUAUGCCAAUACUAAGCUUGAAUAUCUUUUUUACUAAAAAGGUGUCCAGAAGGCUUUAAAGACCUUUUUUAUUUGACAUUGACUUCAAAUUUUCAAAAAAGUAAAUUUUUGCUUUAUGUUAUAGUAGAUAAAUCCAAGUGUUUACUGAGCGUUCUAUGCUAAAAAAUAGUGCCAUUUUAAUUUUCUAUUAACUUCCUCAUCAUAAAAAUAUGCCAAUUCACCUCUAGCUACUAUAACUUUUCAAAAUAAGCCCAAAAAUUUAUCAUCACUCUUUUCAGGCAACAUUCUAGUAGUCUCGCAUGGUUCGCCGAUUGGCGCAUGUCACGUUGCGCUUUCAGGCAAAUAUAUUUACGUUGGCCAAUGUACGAUCUCAAAGUAUCGAAUUCACGAGCACACCGACAAUCCCACGGAUAACCGCGAAAACGAGGAGGAAAUAGACAAAGUUGCCCGGGAUUGGAUGGUCAUGACAGGGAAAUACGUGUUCAAACCGCAUUUGGUCGGCGAUUCGACUCACUUAUCCGACCGUUCCAACCUGCGCGACAAAGAGUGA
Molecule: messenger RNA, 1448 nt
Organism: Bursaphelenchus okinawaensis
Lineage: Eukaryota; Metazoa; Nematoda; Chromadorea; Rhabditida; Aphelenchoididae
Source: the annotation of a GenBank genome assembly